Molecule: messenger RNA, 3843 nt
Organism: Biomphalaria glabrata
Lineage: Eukaryota; Metazoa; Mollusca; Gastropoda; Planorbidae
Exons: 14
Coding region: 312-1688 (458 amino acids)
Source: RefSeq, a predicted model, not a curated record
UAGGCUACAUUUCUCCACAGAAGACCUAUAGGUAAACCAUUGCUUUUAUGGUUUUAUUAGGUUGGAGAUAGUCGUGCUGUUGUAACGUUAUAUCAAGAUGAUUUAGAUCAAACGAUUAGUUCAAUAAAUGUAAGUCAAUAUAUUUAGCUAUAAAGAAGUUUAGAUUUAAACCUUAAAUAUUCUUGCGGAAAAAAAAACAAGCUUGAAAUGAAAUGCACUUCAAAAUUAAAUUAUUUUUUCUUUACUGAUUCACAUUAACUACGGGCCAUGGAUUAAGAAAAAACCUAGCUUGAGUUUCAUCUAUUGGCGCCAUGGAAAUGGAAGCCUGUGUCAUUUUUUUGACUGCCCUUCUACUGAUAUGGCCUGAAGGAGGUUUCGUACAGGCGCAAUCAUGUGACAGGGGAAUGCACUGGAGUCCCGAGAAGCAGACGUGUGAAAAAUGUCCAGUGGGCACGUACCAAGAUUAUCUCCAGUCUGUACCAACAGAAUGUAAACGUUGUCCUGAUAACACGACAACCUUCAUUGAAGGCGCAACCUUAGAAACAUAUUGUAGAGUUGACUGCCCAGUAGGCACAGAGUAUAACUUUCAGUACUACAAUUGCUCUUUGUGUCCUGUUGGUGAGUUUAGGAACGAAGCGGUGCAGUUUUGUUACUUAUGUCCUUACGGCCACACAACAGUAAACUCCGGCUCAAGCGCGUGCAUCAAGACAAACACCAACCCGCCACUGAUACAGAAACUGGACAUCUCUAUUGCAUUGUCCUUCAACUUGGGACCGUGUGAGAACAUCAACCACGUGACUAGCACUGUCCAACAGAACGUCAUAUUCCUGAUGAGACGUCAGAGGGCGCGCUACCCUGAUCUGUGUACAUCCGACAACUGUGGCAACAUCCGAAUCACUAUAGGAAGCGUAUGCAACGCUAGCGAGGGGGCCAGGGCGCAAAUAGACGUCAUCAACAUCGACCACGUUUUAUAUGACAAGAAGGUGGAGCAUUAUAGAAACACUAUCUCUGUGCUGCUUGAAGCCUUUUACGAUAUGACCAUCAUCCAGGACUCGCUGGCAAAUCCACCAAUCUGUGACACUGGCCAGAUUUUAAAGCUUGAUGGAGAAUGUGAAAAAUGCCAGGCUGGACAUUACGCUAAUGUCGAUAGUGUCAAAUGCCAAAUUUGUGUGAAAAAUGAAUAUUCUGCUAACCCAGUGAACAACUUUUGCAUACAAUGUCCACCUAAUACAGAGACAGAAGAUGAAGGCAGUUCCAGUAUCAGCGACUGUAAAAGAAAGACGUCCAAUAUAAUUAUAAUAGCGGCAAGUACAAGCAGUGCUGUGGUGUUUUGUGUUGUGGUAGUUGCUGUGGCUGUGGUUUGCUGGAGGAGAAAACAUUCCAAAAGGGAAUCUAGACCAACAACCCAGGGAUCCCAAAACGUUUUAAAACACCUCCCACAGAAGAAUAGAACUCAACACGUCGUACACAACCACUAUGUAGAGCACCGAGACGCAAGGAAGAAAAUGGAAAGAUCAGGUGUUCAAGAAAAUCCUACAACUUAUAAUGUUUCUUACGACUAUCCCUCCAAAGAAAAUUGGGAGACUGCUACUCAGCAUUAUUACAAAAAUCCAGAAAAUAUCCCAGAUUACGUCACUCCUGAAAACACACUUUAUGAAGAAGAAAUCUACACGGAGAUUGUCAGUUGAAGAGUUUGAAACAUCUUUCGAAUUUAUCACUACAUAGAAUGAGUUGCAAAAUAAACUUUAUAAUGAUUGUGUUCUUUAUUUAAAUAGUCAUUACCAUAUCACUCCUGGAGGAAACUCCUUCAACAGUUGCUGUUAGGCUAAACAAUGCUCAAAACUGAAACAGUAUUUUUAGCGGCACCCAAAAGGAGAAAUGCCGCUAUUAGUUUUGUGUGGUCUGUCUGUCCGUCCGUCCCAUUUAGAUCGCAAAAGCUAGAAAAUAUCUUGAACAUCCGAUAUCAAGAUAGUUUGGAUCUUCCAAAAUUAAAAAAUACACCAUUUUUACAACUUUUAAACUAUUAAUAGUUAAGAAGGGAGACUACAUUAUUAAAGGAUUAAAGAUUUUAGUAUAUUCUUGUAGUUAUGUGGUAUAUAUGUAUAUAUUUUUUUCUAAAAUAAUGUUAUAUAAAUAUUUGUAUUACUAAAUUUAGAUUUUAUGUUAUACAAGCUAUUAAAAUGUUUAAUAAAUUGUUAACUUUGGUAUUAAAAGAAAGAGAAUACAUUUUGAUUGUGUUUGGGAAGAACAUAUUUUAAAAUAACAUUUAAUAAGCAAGGUUUCUAUAUUACACACGCACGGUGCAGAAUAUAUGUAUAUACCUACACAUUUAAAUUAAAGGGAGAGUCCUCUCCCGUGUGACAUUUAACUGAGAGAUUGGUCUUUUACAAAACCAUAUAUUAGAUAAUUAUUCAAUAACAUCAGUUAAGUCAGGUUCACAUUGAACCAUAGGUUUAUGGCCAAAACUUCCUUGAAUACAUUUGACUAUUAAAUUAACAAUGUAAUAAUAUUGUAAUAACUGAAGGGAGGCAACUCAAUGAGACAUACAUGUUUAUUUACAUGAGAGACACGAGAGACAUGUAGAACAACAUCUGCCUUGAACACAGCAUCUUCAUCUCGGUUCUACCACACUUGGGCGGAAAUCGUUCUCUCUCCUCUAAUCAUGUCAACAUCCUUCCUCGUCUAGUCACUAAUAGUGCGUACCUUCUGCACUGUCUUGGAUGGUGGUGUGCAUGGCGGGGUUAUACCAAUAUUAACAUUAAUAUAUCUCCGUACCCUGUUGUUUCACGUCGUCAAUCGGCAUAGCAAUACACAAAUAUCCGCAACACUUUCGAUACGUACACUUCUCUUCUUCUUAUAAUGGUGGAGAUUGUGUUGUGGUUGUUGAUAGGAGAUGGUGUUGUGGUUGAUGAUAGGAGAUGGUGUUGUGGUUGUUGAUAGGAGAUAGUGUUGUGGUUGUUGAUAGGAGAUGGUGUUGUGGUUGUUGAUAGGAGAUAGUGUUGUGGUUGUUGAUGGUUUGUAGUUUAUAGCUUCUAAUAUUCUGCUGAAAACCUGCCUUUUUACCUGCCUGAGUGGCGACCACUUCGGGUCCAAUUUUAAACGUGUGUUUCAACACAAUGUUAUUACGCCAUGUAAUAAAUUAUGUUAAUGUAAUUUUAUUAAUUAUGUGUAUAUUUAUGUAUAUUUAUAUAUAUAUAUAUGUGAAAUAGACUAUGUAUAUGCUUUUUUUUCAAGAUUAUGUAGAUUUAGAUGUAGUUAUGGAAUCAGAUUUUUAUCUAUUUUGCUACUUUCUUCACUAUUUAGUUUUCAAAAGUUUUAUGUAUAAUUACUACUUGACUAUUUUGUUUUCAAAAGUUUUAGGUAUAAUUGCUACUUGACUAUUUACUUUUCAAAAGUUUUAGGUAUAAUUGCUACUUGACUAUUUACUUUUCAAAAGUUGUAUGUAUAAUUGCUACUUUACUAUUCUGUGCUAGAGUGUUUUUAAUUUUAUUAUGUUAAGUCAAUUAUGAUAAAAAUUCCACCUUUUUAAGUCUAUUCUAGUUCUGGUGUUUGUCUAUUGAUAAUACAUGUAUGUUCUUUUUGGAUUAGCUGAAAAGAUAUUUUAUAUAUAAGUCCAGUACAACUCACUCUCUGAUUAAACAGAUUAUUUUUUAUAAGACCAAGACAACGAAAUUUUAAUUCAAUUAUAAAUAUUUAUAUUUUAUACAAAUUACAUAAAAAAAAGAAAGCAGCAACAACUAGAAAGCCAUGAAAAAGCCAUGUGUGAGAUCUUCCCCUUCCGAGAAUUAAUAUACCAGCUGCUGUUUUUGGCUUCGGUUAGUGUUGUCGCGGUCAGAAAGAAAA